Molecule: messenger RNA, 1311 nt
Organism: Macrobrachium nipponense
Lineage: Eukaryota; Metazoa; Arthropoda; Malacostraca; Decapoda; Palaemonidae
Exons: 3
Coding region: 1-1311 (436 amino acids)
Biological process (GO): G protein-coupled receptor signaling pathway; cellular response to hormone stimulus
Cellular component (GO): plasma membrane
Molecular function (GO): G protein-coupled receptor activity; peptide binding
Source: RefSeq, a predicted model, not a curated record
AUGAAUGUCCCGAAUGUUCUCAGUGAGUACAACAAUGGCUCUCACAAUGCCAGUAUUCCGUUUUUAUGGAUUCAAGUCUCCCAAGUUUGGGCUUGUAUCGUCGCAACAGUGGGGGUUUCCGGAAAUCUGCUGACCAUAGGCAUAAUCAUUUGGCAGAUGACAUUUUGGAGGGGAGGGGGCCCCAGACACACGACGUCGCUGCCCGCCAUAAUCUCGAGGGCAAAAAGAACACCUCUGAUUCCAAAGGAAGGAUAUACACUUCUUUUGCUUAAUUUGAGUGUCUGCGAUUUAUUGUACUGUGGAAUUAAUUUGCCUGUGACUGUCUACACUUACAGCUACGCUUUCACAGAAGAAACACCAAGCACGAGUUUCUGCAGUGGCGCCGCCUUUGCCAGGUACACAAUCGCCUUGAUGGAGUGGUUGUCCAUGGCUCUGAUAGUUGUUCAAAGAUGCGUGGAUCUGAGACGCAGCAGAAGGAUGCGUUUCUUCAAGCCCAAGCCAACGGUUGUCUUAAUUAGUAUCGUCUGGGUACUCAGCAUAUUGCCUCAAUCAAUCUUCAUGUUUUUUAACGGAGGUGUCUACAGCUACGACAAGGACACCUUCAAAUGUGACAUCGAAACCCGUUUAGGGAUCCUCUUCUUUUUCGCGCUGGAGACACCAGUCCCCCUUGUUACGACGUUCAUUGCAGCAUCUAGUCUAGUUUACCAGAUAUGGAAGAAUGUCAAAACUCUCCAGAGAGAAGGCAUGCCGGACGAACUGAUCAAGGUGCGUUACAAAAGUAUGGUCAAGUCAGUGACUCUCAUCUCGGCUCUUCUGCUCAUGUUUUUUAUCUCCGUCACUCCAAUGGCCAUCUACAGUACAUUAACGAUGAUUGAAAAAAAUCCGGACGUGCCAUUAGGGAUUGCUAUCUUCAUGAUAUACUGGAUCCAAUAUGGAGUCAAUUUUCUCAUUUACAUUGCCAGAAAUGAAAACUUUCAAAGAGCUUUCAGUCAAGUACUCUCCGGCCCCCGGUGUUCGUCAAGUUCGAAUGACCGGCAAAGUCCAAAACUGCGCCAUCUUGGACAGAUAUCACACCUUAUUUCCAGCAUAUCCAUCAGCACACCCUACAGAUCAUCACUGGAGUCUGUUCAACUCAGAAGAGAAUCUCCAGGCCAUCGAGAUCGAACCAAAAAGGAUUUAAGAAGAAUACAAUGUAACAGAUUGUCGGCCUCUUCUCUCCUUUCUUGUAACAGCGCAACUUACGAAAGACAUGUCUCUACAACAACAAAUAUAACGGAAGUGUCAUAUAAUGCCGCUAAUGAAUCAGACUAA